GGCUCAGGGUCUAUCCACGUGGUGCCAAGACUGCUUUGCGGUUCCAGCUGCCCAGUGGCCCUGUGGGGGCCAGCUGCUGCCAGUGCUCUGUCCACUGGGCCAGGAUCCCCCACACCUGCUGGGCUGUGGCCUGUUCCCGGAGGCAACAGGGCCGUGGCCACAUUGGGGACCCCCUGCUCCCCACCCGUGGUCCCGGGGCUCAGAGAGGACUCAGCCUCCCCAGCAUGCGCCUGCAUCCCGGGCCUGGGGUCCACGCCCGGAGUGACUGUGUCUGGGCUGAGGGUUGAGGGGUCCCCAGGGAGGGCAGGUGGGACAUCAGGACACCUCCCAGACUCCAGAGAGGGCUCGACACCCCAAGAUGAGCGACAAGUCACAGGCUACAUGCCGGCCCCUGCCCCUGACCCGCCCUCUGCAGCCGGCGCCAUGGAGUGUCACCGGUGCAAGGGCUUUGGAAGCUGCCACCACCGGGCCAAGUGCCCCCCCAACUCGGACCACUGUGUCACCAUUGCCACCCGAGUCACCGCCGUUGUCCCUGACCUGCCUCUGGUGUUGAAGAAGUGCUCCCGGGGCUGCCCCGAGCCAGCCAGCCUGGGCCUUGGCCCACAUGUGUCUGUCUCCUGCUGCCAGGCCAGUGUCUGCAACCAGGCCUGA
Molecule: messenger RNA, 651 nt
Organism: Sorex fumeus (smoky shrew)
Lineage: Eukaryota; Metazoa; Chordata; Mammalia; Eulipotyphla; Soricidae
Gene: SLURP2
Product: secreted LY6/PLAUR domain containing 2
Exons: 2
Coding region: 382-651 (89 amino acids)
Molecular function (GO): acetylcholine receptor inhibitor activity
Source: RefSeq, a predicted model, not a curated record